GUUUGUUUGCCAUUUUGCUGUCGUUGUUGCAUUCUGGUCGCGGCACGUAAAGGCCGAGUCAACACUUCACGUGAGGGGUAGCUGAUGAGCAAACAACAUUUAAUGCUGCCAGAUCUUCAUUGCGAACUUAUUUAAAGAGUGCUAUUACGGGAUCAUUGUUUGCUGAUUGUUGCCUGAGUGUCAGCAUGGGAAAUUAAGGAUCUUAGAGGGAUGCACGGUUGCCGUUUACUUUAGACUUACAAUAAUAUUUUUGUUAUUGAAUCUUUGUUGUUGACUUUUGUUGUAUGCGAAUUUGGGUUGUUUAUUAUGUUGCUAGGUUGACAACAAUUUGUAUUUUCCUUUGUUAAACUUUUCUUUCUUUUGUAGGUUCUGUUUUGGAUUUGCUUUACCAUCAGUGGCCACUGGGUUCCCUGCACUGUGUGGAUGGCGGUGGAGAAAAGGUGGUUGGGAUUGUGUGGUGAUUUGGUCACUGUUGAUUUUUGUGUUUUUUAGGUUGCAGUGUGAUUGCUGUGAGCUGAGUGUGGUGAAAACACUGCUGCUUGGGUACCUCAUCUGUCCUCACUUUCUGGGUAACCGGUGGCCAUUAGUGGUUUGUUUUUUUCUUUUCUUUUAUUUAGUUUAUUUACUUUUUUUUUCCUCCUUAUUUGCAAUAAAGAUGGAGACAAUUUGUAUAUUACAACUUGUGGAAUAAAAGAUAAUUGUCCUUCUAAUUGUAAGUCACUUCAUUUACCCUCUGCUGAAUCAUUAACACUGACAAAAGUCAUCUGGUCACAAUUGGCGUAGUCGGCAGGACUUAUUUAAAAUUGAUUUAAUUUAGCAGAGGCUGUUGUGAAGUGUCUUACUCUAUCGAUUGUGCAACUUUAAAUGUUUUUUUGCAUAAGUUCAGUGUAAGUAAACGGUGACCGUGCAUAAAGGAUUUCGCAGACUCUGCUUUGUGGACCCUGGAUGUCAUUGUGCUGAUUGAACUGUCUUCCAGAAUUCACCAACAGAUAUGGAGCAAGAACUAAUGGACUUGAGGGAGCGGGUUCAAAGCUUACAAGCACAGAAUGAGGAGUUGAUGAGACUGCGUCCCCCAUCUAGCAGUGAUGCCCCUAGCCAACCUCACCCUUCUGUUUCUAAUGACCCAUCUUCAGUGUCUUUUAACAGAAUGCUUUAUGUGCCCCGAGAGAGGAAGUGCCCACGUUUUUAUGGGAACAUGGACUCUAACUUGAGUAUUGAGGACUGGAUUGACGAGGCUAAGGUGUGUAUUGAGGGUAGAGGUUGGGCUGAUAAAGAAAAGGUGGUCUUUCUGUUGGAUCAUCUUGGGGGAGAAGCUAGAAUGGAGGUAAAACUUCAUCCACCUGUUACUAGACAAACUCCAGAGUCUGUUUUUGAAGUUUUAAAAGAUUUGUAUGUGGGAAAACAGACAUUUGUACAAUUACAGCAGAGGUUUUAUGAGCGAAAACAGAAAGAAGGUGAAUCAUUGACUGAAUUUUCUCAUGCUUUAAUGUCAUUGAUGGACUUGAUUCUUAAUAGUAAUCCAGGUAGUGUUCCCAAUUCCGAUAGAGUGCUUCGCGAUCAGUUUGUUGAAUAUGUCCAAGAUGUAACGCUAAAAUGUGAGUUGAAACGACUUGUGAGGGAGAAGCCUUCUCUUACGUUGCUCGAGGUUCGACGUGAGGCUCUUAGAUGGGUAGAAGAGGGGAGCGGGGAAGCAACUCUUUCAUAUUCCCAGCCAUGGUGUAAUGCCACUCAAACCAGGGUAGUUGACCAGGAACCUAAGGUUAGAUUCCAGGAAUCAACAGAGUUAAAAGAAAUGAAAGAAAUGUUGAGACAGCAACAAGCACAAUUAAAUGAUCUUACCCAGCGUCUUGAUAGACUUAUGCCUACAAAGAAUGAUCCCCCUGCUGUUGCUUUACCAAGGCAAAAUACAUUGCGGCGAUGCCUACGUUGUAACAAAAUGGGGCACAUUGCCAGAUUUUGUCGUUCACCUUGGCCUACAGAGUCAAACUCCGGAUCACCUCAGGCAAAUGUAAAUGAGAUUUCAGUUGGGGAAUCCGAUACUGUAGCCCCUACUGCAAUUUUAAGCCAGAUUGUUGAAGGGACUAGGGAAGCUUCAAAGUCACCCGUUUGCCCUACUAUUUUACAGCGACUCGUGGGCAAAUGCCCUCUUGUAAAUGCACAGAUUGGGAUGGGAGUAGAUAUUUCUUGUUUGUUGGAUACAGGAUCCAUGGUAACUACGAUAACAGAGUCAUUUUUUGAGAAACAUUUCCAUCAAUUAGGGGUGAAUGGUCUUAAGAAAUGUAACUGGCUUCAAUUAAAAGCAGCUAAUGGCCUUGAGAUCCCCUAUGUGGGUUAUUUUGAAACCGACGUGAAAGUGUUGGGACAAACCCUUCGAGGACAGGGCAUUUUGGUUGUGAAAGAUCCAGUUGAUGUUUUUUUUCAUCAAAAGAAAGAAUUUACUCCUGGCCUCUUGGGCAUGAACAUUAUAGGACAAUGUUAUAAUGAUUUGUUUGAAAAACAUGGCCCAGCACUAUUUUCAGUUCCACAGGUUAGGCAGGCAGAACAAGGUUGGAGAGACUAUCCCAGUGUCACAGGGUGGAGGAUGCCCCUGUUCCUGGCUUUGUUGGGUAUGCCAGAGUGCAGUCCUGCCAACCUGUUCAGAUUCCAGCUGGAACUAUAA
This is a messenger RNA of Danio rerio (zebrafish), 2659 nucleotides long. NCBI's taxonomy places the organism in Eukaryota, Metazoa, Chordata, Actinopteri, Cypriniformes, Danionidae. The record is from RefSeq and is a predicted model, not a curated record.